Messenger RNA from Symbiodinium natans, 441 nucleotides. The record is from the annotation of a GenBank genome assembly. Lineage: Eukaryota; Dinophyceae; Suessiales; Symbiodiniaceae.
AUGACUUCCUGCCAGAAAGCAUGCUGUUGGACAGAUCGCGAUCUGGAGGUAGAAUCUGCUCAGAUGUCCAAUGUCACACACUGCGAAGAUUCCGAUUGCAAAUUUUCUGUGGAAGCCUCAGGAUGUCACAAAUGUCACUGUCACACGCUGUCACAAGUGCAAGAUGCUGCAGGGCUCUUUCAGGGGCUCUUUCAGGCACUUUCAUGCCUGGUUAUUAUUUUGAAACGAGGCCUGGUCUUCCUGGACUUCAUGCAACUCGAGUCUUUGGCUUACACAUCUUGCACUUUGCGCACUGUUUCCCCAGAGAACUUAGAAGGCAGCCUUGUGAACGUGGAAGGCUUUGACCAAUCGACGCGGCACAGAGAGAUUGAAGAGCCAGCAGGGCCUGACGGGCACGGAGCCCGGAGCCAGGCAUGGAAGGCCUUGGUGUGGCUCACAUAA